Molecule: messenger RNA, 778 nt
Organism: Bombus pascuorum
Lineage: Eukaryota; Metazoa; Arthropoda; Insecta; Hymenoptera; Apidae
Exons: 2
Coding region: 8-778 (256 amino acids)
Biological process (GO): sensory perception of taste
Cellular component (GO): membrane
Source: RefSeq, a predicted model, not a curated record
ACCACUAAUGUUCUGCAUUCCAUACAACUUGCUCUACGUACCUUAUAUUUUUUGUUACACUUGUUGGUAUACUUUCAUCGGUGUUAUAGCAUUAACUAGCUUGUACACGAACAACGUAUACGUGCUAAAUGCAUGUUUUAAAUACAUAAACGAUUCUCUAGUGAAAGUGAAGGAACUUCUAGUCAAUGAUGAGUCUCAUCUACUCAGAAGAGUCUAUCAUAUGCAGAAGAAUCCUAUAUUGUUGUCGAAGUUGAGGACUCUUAAAAAGCAACAUCUAGAGAUGAGCGAAAUCGUUCAGCUACUGAAUAGCACGUGUAGCAUACAAAUCGAAGCUAUGUUAACAAUAAUGUUUAUCUACAUUAUAUUCACCAUAUACAAUUAUUUAUCUCUGCACAAAGAAAUGGCCGAGAUGACAUCGCUAACUCUUAUCCUUGGCUUCGCGAUUUAUUACAGCAUACAUAUAAUUAUCACCGUUUCGAUCGUUGAAAUUACCAGGAACCAAAUGACAAAAAUUGGCUGCAGCGUUCAUCGAAUUCUUGUACAUACUUCCGACGAGCAGGUAACGACGGAGUUGGAGUUGUUCUCGUUGCAAGUGCUACAAAAGGGUAACGCGUUCGUGAUGAAGGGGCUCGCAAUAGAUGCAACCCUUUUGACAAAGGUAAUAGGAAAUUGUUCAAAAGGAAUAAAGUAUUUUUAUCAGCACCUUUUACAGAUGGCGUGCGGCAUUACCACUUUCUUGUUGAUAUUAGUGCAGUUCUUACUCGUCGAGUCUUGUUGA